Molecule: messenger RNA, 1806 nt
Organism: Fundulus heteroclitus (mummichog)
Lineage: Eukaryota; Metazoa; Chordata; Actinopteri; Cyprinodontiformes; Fundulidae
Exons: 3
Coding region: 552-902 (116 amino acids)
Source: RefSeq, a predicted model, not a curated record
UGCGCAGCCGCAGUGAGUUGUAAACACAGCAGUUGCGGUUGUACGCCUGAGAGCUAGUCUGAGCUAAAGUCCAGGGCAGUCUUUCGCCUCGGAUCGUUUAUCGACAUUUUGAUUUAAGUUGGCAGGACCCUGGGGGAAUUCGGCAUUAUAUAAUGCUGUCAUGAAACGUCAUGAGAAGAUUCCUGAUAUAGAAAAAUACGUUAGCUCGCUAUGACGUUAGCGUUAGCUCGUAACCAAUGACAAAGCGCCUGCGAGGAAUUGUUAACCAGCUAGCAAAAAACGUCUUGUUGUGUUGUUGCCAUUUAACGUCGCUUGUAGUUGCCCGCAUUGCUUAAAGUAGUAGUUUAUUAACGUGGCAGCGUUGCCAACAUGGGCUACAGUAUAGCCCCGUUUAUUCAGCGCAAUUAAUUAGUUAGUUGGGAAAGUUAGCUUAAGCAAAGCAAUAGGCCAUCAACAGACAUCUUGGGACGAUAAAGAAAAAGCCGAACAAUUCUUUCGGGUCUGAACAACGACAGAAGCUCCUCCGGGUGGGGAAAAAAAAGUGUUAUCAUAUGUUGACUGAAAACAGGAAACGACAGCACAGCGGUGGUGAUGAGGAGAGUAGCCACCUGGUGCCUCAAGCCAAAAGGCAGAGCAGGGCUCAUCCUCUCUCCCCUGAGCCAGGUCGAGAUGCUUGGGACUCGGAGACAUCCAACAGCGAGAGCAGCAGCAACAUCAGCAGUCCUGAACAUGCAGCCGGGAGUCGGUGCGCUCUGGGCCCCUGCAGUCCCUUCAGCUCAGGCCUCUCGUCAGAGCUGGGCUGCCCAGCGAAUCAGCUGUCGUACCUGCAGAUCAACCGCAUCCUCAGGGAGGCCCACUUCUAUAGCCUGCAAAGCCGAGGUCAGCUCAGAGACCCAAGAUGAGAUGACGCUCUCCUCUGAGACGCCAAAGGACUGAAAGUGUGUCGCGGCAUCGUUUGCCGAUGGUUUCUUUCAGCUCUUCCUCCCCUCUCUUCAGUCAUUGCAACAUAUCACAGCUCCGCGCAUCCGUGUGUGGAGGGCAGUAUCUAGGAGCAGUUCAUCUAUCACAUAAAUCACAGUGAUUUUUAUUUUGUGUUUUUUUUUUUUUCAGGCGAGCAAUAACAACUUUGAUUCCUGUGAUGUACUCGAAACAUUCUAUAAUCCACUUAUUUUCUGACCAAUCAGGUUUACCAACUGCUCUGAGAGCCUUACUGUGUACACGACUGAUUGUGGGUUCGUGUGUGUCCUCAUUAAAUUGUACAUGGAAACAGUAGAGAUGCUGAAGUGGUACCAAACGUGAGUUUUGGCCCAGUCGGUGUGAAGUGUUUAGUCUUACAGUAGAGUACUUGCAGAAUCUGUCGAGUGUGAGUACAUGGACCAGUCUCAGGGAGGAUAUGUCUUAGACUGCUCUCUUGCUUUCAUUUGGGGGGGGGGGGGGGGGGGGGUUAUUUGGGUAAGACUAUUUCAAUGUUAUCUUCUAGAAUUCAAUUUAGUGAAGUCAGACCUAGAACUUAGGGUUACUACAGCACUCCAAAAUGCUUGGAGAUCUACUCGGAUCAUAUUUUAGACUAACCCUGUGUGGGUUUAAAGUUUUCUCACCCACUAUGUAGUUUGUGAACAGACUUGAAGAUUAGAUGACGUUAUUUUCUUUCAGCCUUCAUCGUCCCCUGGGUUCAUUCAUUUAUUUGAUUUUGCUUUCUCCUGAUCUGAACAAGACUUAGUCUGAUAGGCUGGUUGUAAGAAUCGCUUUACUGCCUUAUAAUAGCUACAUUUUCUGAUCACAGACAUAAACUUUCUUUCAAAAAUA